Trichogramma pretiosum is the source of this 3091-nucleotide messenger RNA. RefSeq names its product importin subunit beta-1 (gene Fs(2)Ket). The transcript is spliced from 7 exons. Gene Ontology annotation, molecular function: small GTPase binding; nuclear import signal receptor activity. The coding region runs from base 257 to 2917 and encodes 886 amino acids. Gene Ontology annotation, cellular component: cytoplasm; nucleus. Lineage: Eukaryota; Metazoa; Arthropoda; Insecta; Hymenoptera; Trichogrammatidae. Gene Ontology annotation, biological process: protein import into nucleus. The record is from RefSeq and is a predicted model, not a curated record.
CAAAUUUAUUAACUGAAUAUUUCAAGUGUGCGUGAAUUUAAAAUUAAGACUGCUUAAAACUUUUAUAAGCGGUGUUUAUUGAUAAAGAGUCGAAUGCACUGAUAUUAUUGAAAACUGUUUGAGAUAAAUAUUGAUCAAGUACGAAAAGCAGCUUCUAAGCCUUUUUAUUAGCUUAGUGUAAUUAAUAAGUUUCAUGCUUUUUUUUCUAAAAAGAAGAAUAUUCAUUUCCUUCAGCUGAGUUUAUUACUUUUAUCCAAUGGAUUCUACAACAGUGCAGUUAAUACAAGUCCUUGAAAAAACAGUUUCACCAGAUAAAAAUGAACUGGAAGCAGCUCAAAAUUUUCUGGAAAGAGCAGCUCAGACUAACCUCCAUGAGUUUAUCCAAAGACUUAGUGGAGUGCUCGUCACCACUGCCGCUAGUACUGUUGCUCGUAUGGCAGCAGGUUUACAGUUGAAAAAUCAGCUAACAUCAAAAGAUUUAACUUUAAAAUCAAAAUAUCAACAACGGUGGCUUGAAUUUCCGAUUGAAACCAGAGAAUUUAUUAAAAAAAAUAUCUUAGGUGCUCUGGGAACUGAAAACAGCAGACCAAGCUCGGCAGCUCAAUGCGUAGCCUAUGUAGCUGUAGCUGAACUUCCUGUUGGACAAUGGAGUGAACUUAUUCCUCUUUUAGUGAAUAAUGUUGCUAAUCCAAAUAGUACAGAAAUGAUGAAAGAAGCUACUCUUGAAACCAUUGGCUACAUAUGUCAAGAAAUAGACAGUGAAGUCCUAGUAACACAAUCAAAUCAAAUUUUAACGGCAAUUGUACAUGGCAUGAAAGGCUCAGACACAUCGAUACAUGUUCGAUUAGCAGCUACAAGUGCAUUGUUAAAUUCUUUGGAAUUUACCAAAGGAAAUUUCGAGAUUGAGUCAGAACGAAAUUUCAUUAUGGAAGUAGUUUGUGAAGCUACGCAAUCAACUAACACCCAAAUUAAAGUCGCUGCUCUUCAAUGCUUGGUUAAAAUUAUGUCCUUGUAUUAUCAAUUUAUGGAACCGUACAUGUCACCAGCUCUAUUUCCGAUUACUCUGGAGGCAAUGAAAUCUGAAAUAGAUGAAGUAGCUUUGCAAGGUAUUGAAUUUUGGUCAAAUGUAUCAGAUGAAGAAGUUGAUCUUUCCAUGGAAGAAGGAGAAGCCUCUGAAGGAGGUCGGCCUCCAUCAAAAGUAUCCAGACACUAUGCAAAAGGAGCUUUACAAUAUUUAGUUCCUAUAUUGAUGCGGAAAUUGACAAAACAAGAAGAAUUCGACGAUGAAGAUGAUUGGAAUCCUUCUAAAGCUGCUGGAGUCUGUCUUAUGCUUCUAGCUUCAUGUUGUGAAGAAAAUAUCGUUCCUUUCGUGUUACCAUUUGUUAAAGAUAAUAUUAAAAAUCCAGACUGGCGAUUCCGUGAUGCAGCCCUAAUGGCUUUCGGUUCAAUUUUAGGUGGUCUGGAACCGAAUACUCUCAAACCAUUGGUAGAACAAGCUAUGCCAACUUUGAUCGAACUAAUGUACGACAGUAGCGUAGUAGUUCGAGAUACUGCAGCCUGGACCUUCGGAAGAAUUUGUGAAAUUAUUCCGGAAGCUGCAAUCAACGAAACUUAUUUAAAACCUUUGUUAGAAUCAUUGGUCAACGGGUUGAAAGCUGAACCACGUGUUGCUGCUAAUGUAUGCUGGGCAUUUACAGGACUAGCUGAAGCUAGCUACGAGUCUGCAGAAGUUAUCGAAGAUGGUCAACAACCAGAAACAUAUUGUAUGUCACAUUAUUUUGAUUUUAUUAUUCAGCGUCUUCUAGAAACUACCGAUCGUCCAGAUGGAGCACAAGCUAAUUUAAGAUCAGCUGCUUAUGAAGCGCUCAUGGAGAUGGUUAAAAAUUCACCUCGAGAUUGUUAUGUAACUGUACAAAAAACUACAAUGGUUAUCUUGGAAAGAUUACAACAAGUAAUGCAAAUGGAAUCGCAUAUACAAAAUCACUCAGACAGAGCCCAGUAUAAUGAUCUACAAUCCCUUUUAUGUGCUACUUUGCAAUCAGUGCUAAGGAAAGUUACACCAGAAGAUGCGCCGCAAAUAUCCGAUGCAAUUAUGACUGCUUUGUUGUCAAUGUUCAAUUCAAAUUCUUGUAAGUCUGGUGGAGUUCAAGAAGAUGCACUCAUGGCGGUAUCAACACUGGUUGAAAUUCUUGGAGAAGGGUUUUUAAAAUAUAUGGAUGCUUUCAAACCAUUUUUAAGUUUGGGAUUGAAAAAUCAUGCCGAAUAUCAAGUAUGUGGAGCAGCUGUAGGUCUUACUGGAGAUAUUUGUCGGGCUUUGAAAAAUAAAAUUCUUCCAUAUUGUGACGAAAUUAUGACUCUUUUAUUAGAAAAUUUAAGUGAUAAUACUGUCCAUCGUUCAGUUAAACCACAAAUUUUAUCUGUAUUUGGAGACAUCGCUCUCAGUAUUGGUUUAGAAUUCAAAAAGUAUCUUGAUGUAGUUUUACAUACUUUAGCUCAAGCAUCGCAGACCUAUGUAGAUAGAUCUGACUAUGACAUGAUUGAGUAUCUCAAUGAAUUGCGUGAAGGAAUAUUAGAAGCCUAUACUGGUAUCAUUCAAGGCCUGAAAGGUGAUGGAACGAUCCCUAAUCCUGAUGUUUCAUUAGUUGAAUCGCAUGUACCCUUUAUUAUUCAGUUUAUUACAACCAUUGCUCAAGAUCGAGAACAUUCAGAUGGAAAUAUUGCAGCAUCUGUAGGUUUAUUAGGAGAUCUUGUAACAGUUUUUGGAGUAAAGUUAAUACCCUUGAUCGAAUCAGAUAUACUUGUCGAUUUACUCAAUAAAGGAAGGAGAUCUCGAACUACUAGAACUAAAAAUUUAGCCACGUGGGCUUCGAAAGAAAUCAGGAAAUUGAAAAAUGCAAACAACAUUAUCCCUAGUUGAUGAUACAAUUUCUUCAUUGCAGAUAUCAGAAAACUGUACAAAACAGUUCAAGAUUUUUCUGCAGAUUUUUUAUCUACAACCACAACUUGAUUUUAUGUGAAAAAUUUUGAAAAUAACGUUUAAAUCUAUCGUUUUCAAUAAUUGGUGAAUAAAUUAAAUUUGUUAUGCACAUCA